Molecule: messenger RNA, 929 nt
Organism: Lathyrus oleraceus (garden pea)
Lineage: Eukaryota; Viridiplantae; Streptophyta; Magnoliopsida; Fabales; Fabaceae
Exons: 1
Coding region: 143-805 (220 amino acids)
Source: RefSeq, a predicted model, not a curated record
CAGCGGGUCCCACACAGUUGUCACCCACCAAUUCAUAUAUUUUACCGUACCCCGCGACCCUCCGCCACAUUACUCAUUUUCUUAUUUCAUAUUCCCUUCUCACAAUUCUUCUUCACUCCAGAACUUUUCAUUCACCAACCAAAUGGACCCCACACAUUCCUUUCACCGCCGAUUUCCUUCCAACUCCGACCGAUUACUCGGCGCUUUCAAUUUCUCUCCUCCUUCCACUGUCACCGCCUCCGCCGGCGAUGAGCUCAACGAAGCUGAACUGUUUUGGUCAUCUGAUAGCUCCGAAUCUGAAAAUCAAAAUCAACGUCCAGCGCCUCAACCGACUGAGUUAACUCGUCACCGGAGUUUCGAUCUAUCUCAAGACUCCGGUAUCCUUGCUGUUCUAUCAGGUCCAGACAACCGUGAUUCACCGGUGUUUCGUGGUAAAUCUCCCGUUUCGUCUUCUAGAAUGAUUCCUUCGUUUCCGAGACCUAGACCUUCUUCCGGUUAUAACUCCGAGCAAUUGGUUCAGUCUAUGCCUUCUAGAAAGUUCCAACAAUCGGCUCCAGUGAAGGUUCCGGUUCUGCCACCGAGUCAAUUCUCGAGACGGCGGAACGUUGAUGCACUUGCGGUGUUGGACGAUGACGACGACGACGGCGAGGAGCUGUUGCCGCCGCAUGAACUUGUGGCGAGAGGCUCUGGAGUUUCGCCUAGAACUACCUUUUCGGUUUUGGAAGGAGUUGGGAGAACUCUCAAAGGGAGAGAUCUCCGUCAGGUGCGAAACGCGGUUCUGCGGCAAACCGGUUUUCUUGAUUAAACCGGUUUUUGUAAACCGUUUGUUGAUAUGUGUUGUUGAGAUGGUGGUGGAAGUUUAAUUUUGAUAGCUUCUAUACACCAUUUGUUCAUGAAGAUGAUGAAUUAGGAAUUUUGAAUUUUGAAUU